GAAAACUACAGCCAUGAAGGUACUUAUAAUUCUCUGUACAGUGGCUUUAGCCAAAGCUGGAGUCAUCCACGACUUCGCGCCAGCACCAUCAGUAUCCACUGUGUAUUCUUCAAUCAACACUCCAGUGAUAAAUACUGUGACUCCUUUAGUAGGGAAGACAUAUACACCAUUUUCAUACAAUAAGGCGUAUUCUGCUCCAGUCUAUGAUUCUGUAUUAUCCACUCAUCAGAGCACGACAAAAUCCUUGGACGGAACACGACAGGAUACGUUGAUCAAAUCUUUGGACACGCCAUUCGCGAGCUUGAAGAACUAUGAUUCGCGCACGACCAGUGAAACAGUAUUACAUUCACUGCCGACUUACAAUGUUGCAACGCCAUUAGUCCAGUCUAUAUCUCCAGUGACAUAUACUACUCAUCCUGUAGCCCCUAUUGUUAAGACUAUAUCAGCUCCUUCAGUGGCUAUUUCGCAUCCUGUAGUGGCCAAGACGAUCACUUCUGGACUGCCCAAUUAUGCUUCCCAAACGCCAGUUGUAGCUGCUCAUCCUGUUAAGAUCACAUACUCCGAAGCUCCUUUGGUUUCUCACAUGACGUUCACAGGUCUUGGUACUAGCUACUCUUGGUAAAAAAAAUAACAAAUAAUAUUCAUGGUUCACGCGACUGACUUCUAUUUAAGUAUAAUUUAUUCCAUUAUUCUCUAAGUUUACCAUCUUUAUUAGUAUCUCUUGUAAUUUAUUUAAUAAAUUUUUAUCA
Molecule: messenger RNA, 749 nt
Organism: Hyposmocoma kahamanoa
Lineage: Eukaryota; Metazoa; Arthropoda; Insecta; Lepidoptera; Cosmopterigidae
Product: pupal cuticle protein G1A-like
Exons: 2
Coding region: 14-622 (202 amino acids)
Source: RefSeq, a predicted model, not a curated record